Exaiptasia diaphana is the source of this 1097-nucleotide messenger RNA. RefSeq lists its product as uncharacterized. Lineage: Eukaryota; Metazoa; Cnidaria; Anthozoa; Actiniaria; Aiptasiidae. The record is from RefSeq and is a predicted model, not a curated record. The coding region runs from base 36 to 998 and encodes 320 amino acids. The transcript is spliced from 7 exons.
UCAUUCUAAUAACACAACGUUUGCCGGCAAUUUCUAUGCAGUCGUUAUCUGUUAACGUAGUUUUCUGUGAUAAAAUGUUGUUCAAAGCCGUCUUUAUCAUGGUGAUACUCGCCAUGUUUUUGGUUGUUGACGGCAGAGAUGAGGAGCACAACGGUGUGGUAAAACGAGGGACCUUAAACAAGACAAACCAAGACUUAAAGGCGCUCAGCGAUGCCUUGAAAUUAUUGACGGAAAGGGUGAAGAUUGUGGAAUCSCGGCGAGGUUAUUGCAAGGACGGAGCACCGGGUAAACCAGGCAAAGACGGACGCGAUGGUCAACGAGGACUACCAGGGCAGCAAGGACGAGAUGGUCGUGAUGGCCAACAUGGCGCCCCAGGACCACGAGGAAGUCCUGGUUCGCAAGGUCCACGUGGUGCUCAGGGACUAAGGGGUCUCCCUGGCCCUAAAAGUGGUGGUGUUCAGUACAUACGCUGGGGGAAGAACUCGUGUCCUUCUGGUGCUAAACUCGUCUACAAAGGUUACGUUGGAGGCGAGCAUUACAACCAUCCCGGUGGGGGUUCCAACUAUGUAUGCCUGACAGAAUCCCCCAAGUACGCGAGCUACAACGAUGCUCAUCAAAAAUGGUCAGCGUACAUGUACGGUGCUGAGUAUCAAACUAAACAAAGCUACAAUCCAUUUUUAACCGACCCCUAUAACCACGACGCUCCUUGUGCUGUAUGCUUUGUUCCAAACCGUAACGUCAAACUGAUGAUCCCGGCAACAUACGAGUGUCCCGCGGGAUGGUCCAGGGAGUACUGGGGAUAUCUCAUGGCAGAGCAUUGCUAUCAUAAAAAUCAGAAAGGUUUCAUUUGCGUUGAUCGUGACCCAGAGGUCGUCAAAGGUUCAGGACGCGAUCACGAUCAGGCUUUGUUGUAUGCCGUCGAAGGGAGGUGUGGCUCUCUGCCUUGUCUUCCUUACGUCGAAGGACGAGAACUGACAUGCGCAGUCUGUACCAAGUAAAACUGGAGCAUGCUCAGUAAUUCAAUUAGUUAUCAGUUCAGCAUUAUAUUCUGAAGUAAUAAUAAAAUACUGUAUUUACAAUGUAUGCAAAGGUAUUGA